This is a messenger RNA of Micropterus dolomieu (smallmouth bass), 850 nucleotides long. RefSeq names its product Hermansky-Pudlak syndrome 5 protein-like. The transcript has 6 exons. Gene Ontology annotation, cellular component: cytoplasm. The record is from RefSeq and is a predicted model, not a curated record. NCBI's taxonomy places the organism in Eukaryota, Metazoa, Chordata, Actinopteri, Centrarchiformes, Centrarchidae. Gene Ontology annotation, biological process: developmental pigmentation. Bases 332 to 850 code for a protein of 172 amino acids. Gene Ontology annotation, molecular function: protein binding.
AGUGAAGCAUCCAGUGCGGCUAUUGGGAAGCCGUAGCUCUGCUUUCAGGAAGUGUCCUCACGUCAGCUGAGUGGAGCCGUGGCAGGUCUGCUGGCUGCAGGAAGAGUGGCGAGACGCUGACCGCUGACUUUCUUCCAGAAAAGUGGACAAAACCGGCGGUUUAGAGUGGAUUUAUAGGCGGUAGCACUGGCCUGUCACUCCGACUCUCCUUUGUUUUGACAGAAACGUUAGCGCCAGUGUCAGCAGAUGACGGGUCUCGUGAUGCAGACUGACUGCCACAAAAUCGACUGAUGGAAUCGCCCUCUUGAAUUGUAGAGGAUCGCCAGUGAAGAUGCCUCUGAUACAGGUUGUGCCAGAGAACUACAGUCAUGUACUGGCAGAGUUUGACUGCCUCGAUCCACUUCUGUCUGCUCUCCGAUUAGACUCCAGCAGACUUAAGUGCACUUGUUUGGCUGUGUCAAGGAAGUGGCUCGCAUUAGGAACAUCAGCAGGAGGAUUGCACCUGAUUCAGAGGGAGGGCUGGAAACAAAAGCUCAUCCUCACUCACAAGGAGGGAUCUAUCACUCAGGUGGUGUGUUGCCCUCAUGAUGAAGACUUCAUUGCUGUUGCUACAAGUCAGGGUCUGGUGGCGGUGUGGGAGCUGCAGCUGGAGCGGCGGGGACGUCCAGAGAGAGUCAGUGUGUCCUGGGAGCACCGAGGUCGGAUCAUCACUGCGCUCUGCUGGGACACCAGCACGCUCAGAGUUUUUGUCGGGGACUCAGGAGGCAAGGUGUCUCUUCUCCGUGCAGGAUCCUCCAAACUUGGCAAGGUAUUGACUGCUGAAGUAAAUGCAGCUUUUGAGAUGUUUUAG